UCAGCCACGCCCAAUAUGCCCCCGUACGUAGCCACUCCCAGUAUGGUGCCCACUCUCUACUCUAUGGUCUUUAGGGAAAGUAGCGUCCUUUCCUGUUCCGUCGCGGUGGCCUGUGGGAUUGCGGCGGCCGUGUCGCGGUUGUUGUCAGCACCCAAGAUGGCGGCGGCCGUAGUCGGUGUCUCCUUGAAGCGCAGCGUCGCCAGGGUGACCCUCUGGGCGGCCGCGGGGCAGGCCUGCCGUGGAGCACAGACAGCAGCUGCAGCAGCACCCGCUUCUGAAGCAGUAGCACCACGUAUCAAGACUUUUGCUAUCUACAGAUGGGAUCCCGACAAGCCUGGGGACAAGCCGCACAUGCAGACCUAUGAAAUUGAUCUGAAUAAGUGUGGGCCUAUGGUACUUGAUGCUCUGAUCAAGAUAAAAAAUGAGAUGGACUCCACUCUGACCUUCCGCAGAUCAUGUAGGGAAGGCAUUUGUGGCUCCUGUGCUAUGAACAUUAAUGGCGGGAAUACCCUGGCCUGUACCAAAAGAAUUGACACCAACCUUAGCAAGGUCUCCAAAAUCUACCCUCUCCCCCACAUGUAUGUGGUAAAGGAUCUUGUUCCGGACAUGAGUAACUUCUACGCUCAGUACAAAGCCAUUGAGCCUUACCUGAAGAAGAGGGAUGAAUCGAAUCAGGGCAAAGAGCAGUAUCUGCAGUCCAUAGAAGAUCGUCAGAAACUGGACGGGCUCUAUGAGUGCAUUCUAUGUGCCUGCUGCAGUACCAGCUGCCCCAGUUACUGGUGGAAUGGAGACAAAUACCUGGGCCCUGCGGUGCUUAUGCAGGCAUAUCGCUGGAUGAUUGACUCCAGAGAUGACUACACAGAAGAACGUCUGGCACAGCUUGAGGACCCAUUUUCCCUCUACCGCUGUCAUACCAUCAUGAACUGCACAAAAACUUGUCCCAAGGGAUUGAACCCUGGAAAAGCAAUUGCCGAAAUCAAGAAAAUGAUGGCAACUUACAAAGAGAAGCCAGUCAGCGCAUAAUGCUGUUUCUUAAUAAUAGGCAUAAAACGCACAUACUGUAGCCGAAUGUAAUUUAUAUCUGAUUUAGAAAGAGGGUUCCAGAAGGGACUCAUGUUUUCCAGAGAGAUGCAUGUACAAUAAAUACUGUAAAGAA
This is a messenger RNA of Mauremys reevesii (Reeves's turtle), 1156 nucleotides long. It is a transcript of the gene SDHB, whose product is annotated as succinate dehydrogenase complex iron sulfur subunit B. The transcript is spliced from 8 exons. The coding region runs from base 16 to 1023 and encodes 335 amino acids. Gene Ontology annotation, biological process: tricarboxylic acid cycle; aerobic respiration; respiratory electron transport chain. The record is from RefSeq and is a predicted model, not a curated record. NCBI's taxonomy places the organism in Eukaryota, Metazoa, Chordata, Testudines, Geoemydidae. Gene Ontology annotation, cellular component: mitochondrial membrane. Gene Ontology annotation, molecular function: electron transfer activity; 2 iron, 2 sulfur cluster binding.